AUGACCACUCUUCGGGUACUGCUGCACGUUGCUGCUCACCGUGACUACGAGCUGCACUCUCUCGACUUCAGCACUGCUUUCUUGCAGGGCAGCCUGCACGAGGAGAUCUGGCUGCGCCGCCCACCUUGCUUCACUGGGUCUUUCCCUCCUGGUACCCAGUGGAGUUUCCGGCGUCCAGUCUACGGUCUCCGCCAGGCGCCACGUGAGUGGCACGACACACUGAGGACUACGCUUGCGGCUCUUGGGUUUGCUCCUUCUACUGCCGACCCGUCGCUGUUUCUGCGCACCGACACCUCUCUGCUGCCGUUCUACAUCCUCGUGUACGUCGACGACUUGGUCUUUGCCACAGCUGACACUGCUGGACUCGCCUACGUGAAGUCCGAGUUGCAGAAGAGACACACGUGCACCGACCUGGGUGAACUGCGCAGCUACCUUGGUUUGCAGAUCACCCGGGACAGAGAACGCCGCACCAUUACCCUGACUCAGUCAUACAUGGUGCAGCAGGUCCUUCAGCGCUUCGGCUUCACGUACUCCUCGCCUCAGGCCACUCCUCUGCCUACUCGCCACUCACUCUCAGCUCUGCCUUCGGAUGAGUCCGUAGAGUCGAAGCACAUGGCUGCAGCGAAGAGGGUGCUGCGCUACUUGUGCAGUACCUCGGAAAUGGGGCUAGUGCUUGGAGGGCGGAGUCCAGUGGUCCUCACUGGGCACGCAGACGCUUCUUGGGCUGACGACCAGGCUACGCAGCGGUCCUCCCAGGGUUACACCUUCAGCCUUGGUUCCGGCUCUGUUUCGUGGCGGGCUACUCGCUCGUCUUCUGUUCUUGGCUCCAGUUCUGAGGCUGAGAUCUACGCCGGGGCCAUGGCUGCACAGGAGCUUCGCUGGCUCACCUACCUGCUGACUGACCUUGGAGAGCCGCCUCGUUCUCCUCCAGUCCUGUACGUAGACAACAAGGCCAUGCUGUCCUUGUGUCGAGAGCAGAGACUGGAGCACAGAACAAAGCACAUUGCUCUCCGCUACUUCCUUGCUCGUGAGCUACAGCAGCAUGGUCAGUUGCGGCUUGCGUACGUGGCCUCUGAGGCCAACACUGCUGAUGUCUUCACCAAGGCGCUUGCACCUUGUGAUCAUCAGCGCUUCUGCACUCAGCUUGGUCUUGUGCCUGUCUUGCCUUACUUGCUCACUGCUUGA
Molecule: messenger RNA, 1185 nt
Organism: Closterium sp. NIES-65
Lineage: Eukaryota; Viridiplantae; Streptophyta; Zygnematophyceae; Desmidiales; Closteriaceae
Source: the annotation of a GenBank genome assembly